UUCAACCAGUUAGUUACCAACCAAACGUGCUAACGUUUAGCCGGCAUUUUUAGUUUAUUGUAAUUCAAGGAAAUUUAGAGGACAUCAUGGCGAAUUAUCAUAAACUGGAUGGCAAAGUUGUGCAAGAACUGAAAGACAUCGCCAACAAGUUGAGGAUCCAUUCCAUCAGCUCCACUCAAGUCGCAAAAUCCGGACAUCCCACAUCAUGCGCUUCUAUCGCGGAAAUUUUAUCCGUGCUUUUCUUCAACACCAUGCGUUACAAGGUUUCCGCACCAAGGGACCCAUCGAGCGAUAGGUUCGUCCUUUCAAAAGGGCAUGCCGCUCCUGCUCUAUACGCCGCCUGGGCUGAAGCCGGCCUUUUCCCAGUCAGCGAUUUAAACAACCUGAGGAAACUGGGUUCCGACUUGGAGGGUCAUCCUACCCCCAGGCUGAACUUCAUCGAUGUCGGCACCGGGUCUUUGGGACAGGGUCUUGCUAUCGCGAACGGCAUGGCUUAUGUUGGAAAGAAUUACGAUAAAGCUAGCUACAGGGUGUACUGUUUGGUUGGUGAUGGUGAAUCCGCGGAAGGUUCAAUCUGGGAGUCAGUCCACUUUGCUAGCUACUACAAGCUCGAUAAUCUCUGCCUUAUUUUCGAUGUAAAUCGUUUGGGUCAAUCAGAACCCACCUCUUUGGGACACGAUGUCGACACUUACCGUAAGCGUUUGGAAGCUUUCGGAUUCCAUGCCAUUGUCGUUGAUGGGCAUGAUGUUGAAGAGCUUAAUAAGGCCUUCCACACUGCCGCUACCACCAAGGGCAAACCCACUGCUGUGGUAGCUAAGACUUUGAAGGGAAAGAACUUCCCCAAAAUCGAGGAUUUGGAGAACUGGCACGGAAAGCCUUUGGGAGAACAUUCCGAUAAAAUUAUCUCCCACUUGAAGGGUAUGAUUAAGAACGCAGGACCUCUUCAAGUCCACCCUCAGAAGCCCUUAAAAGACGAUGCUUUCCCAGUUGACAUCACCAACAUCAAGCUGUCAUCUCCACCAGCUUACAAAAUUGGCGACUCUCUUGCCACCAGAGUAGCCUACGGAACCGCCUUGGUAAAAAUCGCACAAACCAAUCCGAGGGUAAUCGCUUUGGACGGCGACAUGAAAAACUCAACUUUCUCAGAAAACCUGAAGAAAUUUGACGCGUCCAGGUACAUCGAGUGCUUCAUCGCAGAACAAAGUUUAGUAGGUACCGCCAUCGGCGCAGCUUGCCGAGACCGUACCGUGCCGUUCGUCUCCACGUUCGCAACCUUCUUCACCCGUGCUUUCGAUCAAAUCCGUAUGGGCGCAAUCUCGCAAACCAACGUCAACUUCGUCGGUUCCCACUGCGGCGUCAGCAUCGGCGAAGACGGCCCCUCGCAAAUGGGCCUCGAAGAUUUGGCCAUGUUCCGCUCAAUCCCGGGCAGCACCAUCUUCUACCCAGCCGACGCUGUGUCCACCGAACGCGCUGUGGAACUGGCCGCCAACACCAAAGGCAUCACGUUCAUCAGAAUCAACAGGCCCAACACUACCGUCAUCUACCCCAACGAUCACGUGUUCGCCGUCGGCAAAGCCGAAGUGGUCCGCUCCAACCCCAAGGACCAGUUGGUCAUCAUCGGAGCCGGCAUCACUCUCCAAGAGGCCAUAACAGCCUCGAAAAAAUUGUCCGCCGUAGGAAUCGGCGCCAGGGUAAUCGAUCCGUUCACCGUCAAACCGCUCGACAAGAACACCAUCAUCGAAAACAUCAAGGAAGUCGGAGGUAGGGCCAUCGUCGUCGAAGACCACUACUUCGAGGGUGGAUUGGGAGAAGCAGUUCUCUCCGCCACUGCUAUGGAGAGAAACAUCAUCGUCAAACACAUCGCAGUACCAAGAGUACCGAGGUCAGGACCACCAGCAGCCCUUUUGGACAGAUACGGACUCUCCGCCGAUCACAUUGUGACCGCCGCACAAGAAAUUUUGAAAAUGUAAUUUGUUUGUAUAUAUUUAAAUAUGUACGUCAUAAUCAUACAUUCCAUACUAUCACUAAAUCAUUAACGGUUAU
Messenger RNA from Brassicogethes aeneus, 2043 nucleotides. The record is from the annotation of a GenBank genome assembly. Lineage: Eukaryota; Metazoa; Arthropoda; Insecta; Coleoptera; Nitidulidae.